CACCAUGUGGUAUGCCAUUGAUGUUGGUAUUUUAUUGGCACAUGUACCAAGAUACAAUGAAAAAACAUUGUUUUGCAUAAUAUCCAGGCAAAUCAUUCGACACAUGAGUUAAUCAGGUAGUGCCACAGAGAAAGUAAACAGAGUACAGAAUAUAGCGUACUGCUAUCGAGAAAGUACAGAUACAAAAUGCUUGGGCCACAAUGAGGUAGAUUGGAAAAUUGGGAAAUGCAGCCCUAGAACAUGAGUGGUCCAUUUAAAUGUCUGAUAACAGCGGGGAAGACGCUAUUCUUGAAACAGGUGGUAUGUGCUUUCACUCGUUCAUAGCUUUUGCCCAACAGGGGAAAGGAGAAGAGAGAAUGAGUGGGGUGUGGGUAGUCCUUGGUUAUGCUGACUGCUUUUGUGAGGCAGCAUGAAAUAUACAUGGAGGUAGUGGUGGAUGAGGCUGGAUUAUGUGAUGAACUGGGCUGCAAUCAUAUCUUUCUACAUUUUCUUUUUGUCUUGGUCAAAUCAGUUGUCAUUCCAAGCUGUGAUGCAUCCAGAUAGAUAUUGGUGAUAGAAAUUGUUUUCUAUGGUGCAUCAGAUAUUGGCAGGAGUUAUUGGAGACAUGCCAAUGUUUCUUAACCAUCUGAGGAAGUAGAGGUGUCAGUGUGGUUUAUUGGCUGUAACUUCAAUGGGAUUGGGCCAAGACAAAUUGUUUGUGAUAUUUACCAUGGAAACAAAGCUCUCAGCCAUCUGUACUUCUGCACCAUUCAUGAUGUUCCACAAUUUCAAUUUCUUCCCGAACUCUAGCCUUUCCACUCUUAAUGUAUGAAUAUAUUUGAAAUGCCUUUGUUAGUUGCAACAACAGCAAACGUCUUAUCCAAAAUUACAAGUGGUAUCCUGGCUUGCACUCCAUUGCCCUCUUUGAUCUCUUUGCAUGAGGCACUUGGCCAUGCCAUCUUCCUCCACUCAUCAGUUAUCUAACUCCACAGGAUUAUACUUGUUUCCUUGCACUACUAUCCACAUAUUGAUUUACAUAUUUAUUUUCCAGUCCCAUGCACCAUCCCCUGCAGAAUCCAUCCUUUUCCAACUCUUUGCUUAAGUAUGUACUGUCCCUUUGUGGCAUCACAUUCCACUUGUAUUAAGAUUAGGUGUACCUUUUCACUAAUACUUUUCUACCCUGACACAAAUUUCAUAAUGGAACAACUGAAUUACUUCCCAAUCUUGAGCUGAUCCAGUCCAUCCAUAACCUUGCCCUUCCAUUCAACCUAGAACUGAAUUUAGGUCUUAUAUCUUAUCCAUCACCAAGAUUGCUUAUUUCUAGUUUUCCCAAGAACUCUUAGCCAACCCCCAAAACUGAAAUCCUCUGGACUUGAUUAUUCCAAUAUUUUUCUUGCUGGUCUCUUUCUUCAUUUUCCCUAAUUUCUCUAUGGGUAUCUGAGAGAGAGAAUGUAUUACCAGGAAAUAAAUGGAGGCAGGGACUGAUGGGAAAGUUCUGAGAUCUGGAAUUGGCUUGAUGGGCUGAAUGGCCUCCUAUAACCAUAAGGAAAAAUAAAAAUGAAGAUUCCUCUGAAAUUUUCCACUCUAACUAUCCAUAUGGUCAUUUUAAUGUUAACAUUGAUACAGAUUAAGGAAUCUUUCUCUUUUAUCUCCAAUAGUUUAAACCUUCCAAUAGUUUAAAUCCGUUGUUUAAACCUUCUAUUAUAAAUAAAUCAUUAACACAAUGGGAAAGAAUAGGAAUUAAAACGCUCGGAGAUAUGUAUCAAACUGGAAAAUUAUUAUCAUUCCAACAAUUACAAUUAAAAUACAAUUUGAGAAAUAAUCAUUAUUUUAAAUAUUUUCAAAUAUGUGACUAUUUGAAAAAAUAUACACAAGAUUAUUAUAAUAUGCCACCUGAUUUACUGGACGAAGCAAUGAAGACAAAGGCCGAAUCAGCAAAUUUAAUAUGAUACUUGUAUAGCAUCAUUCUAAAUAUAGAAAUACCGUCAACCGACGGUGUUAGAAGAGACUGGGAACAAGAAUUAGCUAUAAAAAUUUCACAAGAGAGGUGGAAUGAACACUUACUAUAUAUGCAUAAAUGCUCGAUUAACGUAAGACACACUUUAAAAUCAAUUUAAACUGUUACACAGAUUAUACUAUUCAAAAACCAAUAUAAGCAAACCUUUUCCUAAUGUCUCACCUAUGUGUGAUAAAUGCCUAUCUCAAGAAGCUACUAUAGAGCAUUCGUUUUUUGUAUAAAAAUUCAAAAGUUUUGGACAGAAAUUUUUGAAAUCUUUACAAAAUUAUUUAAAAUAAAACUGAUACCAAAAGCAGAAUGGAUUAUUUUUGGAACAAUGGAAGGUAGCCCUGAACUAAACGUGUUUCAAAAGAAUCUAUUUAAUUACGGGUUAAUAACGGGAAAAAAGCUUAUACUUAAAUUCUGGAAAAACGCUCCUAUACCAACAAUAAAUAUGUGGAUUUCAAAUAUGUUUGAAACAUUAUGCCUGGAAGAUAUGCGACUCCUUCUUGCAGGCAAAUCAGACCACUUCCAAAAGACGUGGUCUGCAUUUACCGACUUACUACAAGUAUAAGGUGCAACAGCACUUUAAAAAUAAAUUAUGUCAGGAUCUGGUAAGGGGGGAUGAAAAAUACGAAGUUGGUAUAUCCCUUUUUGCGCAGUCUUCAUAAUAGAGCUUUUGUUUCUUUUUUCUUUUUCUUCUUUUCUAUGGCCUAUUUCUUAACUUUUUUCCCUAACUCAUUGCUCAAUGGGUCUUUCUUUUUGAUCACUCUUUCACAUUAUCACGACUUUCUCUCACUUCCUUUACUUUCUUUAUUUCUCUCUUUUUAAAGCUUAAAAAAUGAAGUGGUACAAUAAAUGUAAUAAGAUAUAUUUGGCUUGUACUAUUGUAAUGUACUGUACUUCUAAUAAAUACAAUUAUUUUAAAAAAAGUUAAAAAAAGAAUUAGAGGAUCACACACAUACUUUUUGAUAAUGCACAGGAUAAUUAGAGCAUUGUUUUGCUCUGUUAAGGAUCCUCAUUUGAAAUGUACAUUUCCAGUGCUAACCUUUCAUAAUAAGAUGACAAAAAUAAAAAUAUUACAGCAGCAAAAAAAAACAAACAAAAAAACAUUGAAACAGAUUGUGACUCAAAAUCAUGGCUAGAAAAUAAAUUUUAUCUUCAGGAAUUGUGAAUGAAUGAAUGAAUGGAUGAAUGAAUGAAUGAAUGGAUGAAUGGAUGAACGAAUGAAUAAGUUUACUGUGCAACAAAAUUACAUUACAUCUCCUCCGGUUAAAAAAUACAAACACGACAACCAUUGACACAUAUGUACACUUAUUAGUAAAAAUAAUAAAUAAGUAUUUAAAAAGAAUUUUAAAAGAAUGUUGCAUUUCUUGGAAUUACAUUUUGCUUCCCCAGUGUUCUCUGUUGAAUUUAAGCUCUUUUAUCGCACAUGUGCCCACAUACAAAAUGUUUAACGCUAUACUAGUUGACCUCUCAUGUCAUUGCAUGCAGAAAGUAAAGUCUAACAAAAUUGUUACAGGGUAGGGACAAUUGGUUAACGGCAUUUCAAUGUCAUUUGGUUUAUAUUUCAAAAUCAAAUAUUGUUACCUUAUUAUUAGUUUCAUGUUAUUGUUCAAUAUGUUCUUAGAGAUACAUAGAUGAAACUCUUCAGUCUAAACAGUCAUGGCAAAGUGCAAUUACUAUGGAACACAAAUUUGGACUCAGUAUUCUUUAUAUAUAUAAAAUUUAUAUGAAUUUAUAAAACAAAGGGGGAAAAUUGACGAAAAGAAAAACAUAUUCAUGGUAAUGUGCGUACACAGAUCAGAAUUAUUUAUUAUUGUAGAGAAGGAUGAUUUUCUGCCUUUCAAAGGGAAACGUGCAUUAGUAAUUGUCAGAAAAACAAAAUGAUGCGAGGUUGGAUUUUGAAGGGAAAGGCCAGCAUUUCUGAGCACUGACCAAACUAAUGGCAACAGGGUUUGAAUUACAUCACAUGCAAACACAAAAGUAGAAACCCCAAACUUUCUAUCAAUUGUUCAGUUGUUUUCCAACUGUGCACCAUUGUUGAUGCAAAGAUCUGCAGAUGUUGGUUUACAAAAAUAGAGACAAACUGCUGGCGUAACACUGUAGGUCGGGCAACAUCUCUCGAGAACAUGUAGCGGUUACGUUUUGGAUCAGGAUUCAUCUUCAGCUAUUGUGGGGGAGGGGGGUAAAAGAGCUGGAAGAGAGGAGGGGCACACCAUUAUUUGGUCAACUCAUGGAAUCCAGCAGUGGAAUCUAAAUUUGCAGCAAUUGUUUGGCUGGAAAUUGGUUCAAACAACUUCCGUCAGACCCGAGGCGAAUAUCCAUUAUCACCUAAACAUUGUGCUUUAGCUGCAUCAUUGCACGCAACUGGGUUGAGUCUGUGCCAGCCACAACCUGACCCUUGUGACAUUGCACCAUUCAUUCUCUUCUUUCUUCAAGAAAUACAAGUGAAAGAGAGAUUCCUAUUCAGAAAUACAUUGGCUGCAGAUGCAGAAACACCAAAUGGGGAGAGGAAUAACAAAAUAAAUAAUGAAAAAUAAAUUGGAAAUAGCAUGAACAUUUCACUGUAAAUAUUUUAUACUGUAAAAAAUGUAAAGGUCCUCAUGCAAUUGGUUGACUUGUGCCAGCAUGAACCUUGAAAAUCUGUAUAAAUAUCUAAAGAAUCAGUAUCACUUAACUUUAAUAUAGUUAACUGAAAAUUAGCGGGCUCUUCUUAUCUCUGUUAUGAGCACAAUAGAAAUUUAGAACGGAACCAAUUAUCCAUUGAUUUUUCACACCAUGGAUCAGGUAGAGACAUUUUUUUUAAACAUUUAAUCCAAGUAGGAAAAUCUUAGAAAAUAUGGAAAAUGAAAGUGAAGAGAACUUCAAAAAUACUCGGAAAGCAGAUCAGCUCCAUCCGUGUAAAUAUUAUUCUCUUUCACACCACAUCAAUUAAUGUGGCACUCAGUGUAAUCCCAGUUCUGUUCUGGUGUCUGAUAGCUUAUGGAAUAAUUAGUUAUGCCUCCUCACCUUAACAAAGCCAAUACACAUGAAUUAAAUGCUGAUUUCAGGCCUCAGAUUAGAAUUUCAGGUCUCACAACUGUCCUCGACUUGCAGGUGUGUCUGUGCUUGCUUCACCGUGACAAAUUAAGUCUCAGCCAUAAUUGGAGACACAAGUAACUGCAGUUGUUGCUUCACAAGUAAAAUAUACAAAGUGCUGUAGUGUGAAUCGGGCAGGAUCUUUUUAGGUUCUGCCUGACCCACUGAGUUACUCCAGCACUUUGAGUUUUUAUCUUUGCCAUAAUUGCAAGUUAAAUUAUUUUCUUUUGUUUAGGAUUUAUAGGGGCUUUGUGUUUAUUGAAUGUACAUUUAUGUCGAUUUAAAGCUCUAAUAAUUCUUAAGCUGCUAUUUGUUUUCAAUAAUUUCUUUUAAAAAGCAUAAUUGACCUUUGACUUCUUUGUUUGCAGUCAUGUGAUACAUGCAGUAACUCUUAAUGACAUGGACUGUGGCCAUUUCUUUACUUUAACCACUCGACACGUGAAGAUUAAACGAGACUCUGUUUAUGGUUUUGGAUUUGUGGCAGGUGGUGAGAAGCCUGUGAUAGGGUGAGCAGUGGCACCAGGCAGUCCAUCGGAGGGCAGACUCAUCCCAGGCGAUCAGAUUCUAGCCAUAAAUGAUGAGUGCGUCAGCAUUGCCCCGAGGGAAAGAUUCAUAGACCUUGUAAGAAAUGGCAAGGAUUCCAUUAUUCUGACUGUCCUUCAGACUUAUCAAUCUCCAAAAUCUGCCUUUAUCAGUGCCGCCAAGAAAGCACAGCUUCGGACAAACCCUGUCAAAGUGCGGUUUUCCGAAGAGGUUACAGUCAAUGGAAAUAAUUCUGACCCUAUGAAAGAGGAAACUCUAAUGUUGAUCUCAAACGUGCUGAAUGUGUAUCUGGAAAACGGUCAGAUGAAAUCGUUCACCUUUGAUAGUAGAACAACUGUGAGGGACGUGAUUCUCACGCUACAGGAAAGGUUGUCUCUCAGGUGCAUAGAACACUUUGCACUGGUGCUGGAGGUGGGCAAUGAAGGUCCAGAGAAGAAACUUCUGCUGCUGCUUGAAGCAGAGACUUUGAUACAGGUUGUGCAACGUAGCCAUUUUAACACCAUGAAAUGCAUCCUCAGGAUCACCUUUUUUCCAAAGGACCCAGUUGACCUACUGAGGAGGGAUCCAGUGGCAUUUGACUACUUGUAUGCUCAGAGCUGCAGUGAUGUGAUGAAAGAACGUUUCAGUGGUGACUUGGCGGAAAACAUAAUGCUACAAUUGACUGCAUUACAUAUCUAUAUCACAAUCUCUACUGCAAGAACCAAUCAGAAGAUUACACUCAGAAAUGUUGAAAAGGAAUGGGGUCUUGAGCUAUUCCUGCCAUCAUCUCUUCUGACGUACAUAAAGGAAAAACAUGCACGGAAAAUUCUCUCGCAUCAUCUCAAAGCAACACAAGCCCCAGGUCCUUUAGGCAAAAAGAUCUCGACAGUCCAAGCCAAACUGCAGUAUCUGCGAAUCCUGAAUGAGCUCCCAUUGUAUCCUGGAGGACUAUUUAACUCCGUUGUUCUGGACGCAAAGCAAUCAGAAAUGACUUUGCUAGUUGGGCCACAGCACGGCAUCAGCCACGUUAUAGACCUGAAAACAAAUCUCACCACCAUCUUGGCAGAGUUCGGAUGCGUGAAUCGAAUUCAGUUGUUCAAAGAGAAGGAGAACGUGGCUCGGGUUGAGCUAACCAUAUCAGAAGCUAAGCCUAUUGUGUUGCUGAUGGAGUCAACAGAAGCUGUAAAUUUUGCUUGCCUGAUAGCAGGUUAUUACAGAUUAUUCAUUGACGCAAAGAAGAUCAUAUUUUGUAGCGCCAAUGUGCAGCCUCAAGCGAACAAGGCAGGUAUGCUUGACUACAGAAAUAUACCGAACAUUCUGCAACCAGAAUGGACUAUUUCGUCGUCAGGUCCCAUUCUAAGCCCCGAGGGAAGAGGUACAAGUUGUCCUCACAAUCUGCCACACCACAGUGAGUCUCAGACUGCAUGUAAUCUGAUGCCAAACACCUCAGAGUCCAAUCUGGUAAGAUAUCACUUUUUACAAAUGCAAGAAAGAAGAAAGGAAUUUGAAAAUCAAAUCAAUAUUAAUAAAAACUUCAUCUUUUUUGAGGAGUCAAGACCAAGGACAAAGUCUGAUCCCACACCAAAUACAUCAAAAAUGAGACAAAGCAACUCUGACAUCAUGAGUCUUUCAGGGCAGCAAGGAUUUCUGAGUAGGGGGAGAGCAAACACAAUGGACAGCCAGAUGAAAAUGGCAAUUGCUUAUACCACAGACCAUCACAAUUGUAUCUGUCCGAAAAUACCAAUGCAGCUAACAAGAGUUAAUAGUGCAAAGAUCCUCCCUAUAAUAAUCAAAGAAAAUGACGAAUUGCUUUGUGAUGCCUGUAAGGUCAAAAUGAGAGGCAAUAUUAUUCCUAGAGGAAGCAGUACAGAAAAGUGUUUAAACUCUUGCAAUUAUCGGGAUGAUGUGGUUGAUCUAACAACUCUCCCCCUGCCGGGAAACGAUGAAGACCAUGAAGGAGAAGAGUAUCAUUCUCUACUUCCCACGUUGGCAGCUCCUCCACCUGGUUUCAGGGAUAACAGUUCAGAUGAGGAUGACUCGAAGAGAAGAACCAGUCAAAGCUUAGCUUCUAGUCGACAACCUUGUGAUAUACACUUCAAUGAUAUAUCAGUGUCACUAAUUGAUGGUGUUCAAACAAGGACUGUCAAACACCAUGCCCGGGAACUUGAUGAUGCCCUGGUUUCCACACUCCAGGCCCUGGAAGCUUUAGCUGCAGCUGAAGAAUGUCCACGUAGUCAACCACAAGAAGGUUCAGGUUUGAUUGUAUUGGCAGCUAUGACACCAGAGUCAUCACUGGAUUCUGGCCAUGAAACAAAUUCUUCAGAAAUGACAGACAUCUCUGAAAUGGUCUCAGCGAUAAAGCAACGUCAUUUACUUGCUUAUCAGGGAAACAAAACUGGUCUAAUUAUGAAAAAAGAUUUUCCCUUGGGUGCUGUAAGAUGUUGUGCACAAGCUGCUUUCAGAGGAGUUCCUUGUCCAAAGAGAUAUUAUGAAGAAGGAAACACGUUAUCUGCAGUUGCUUCAUCUACGCAGAAUAACUUAUCUAGUUCCAUUAGGCUAAAACCUGGUCACACGACUGGAUUUUGCACGGUUCACAUGAGACCUCAGGUAUUUGCUCAUUCUAAUGAAAUUACAAGCAGGCCAGAAAAUGUUACUUUAAUGCCUGUUCUUCAACAGAAUUGUCCAACCUGUCCAAAAUCAGCUGGAGACCAGAUGCCCAAGCAACAAACAAUUCAACCCAAAGAGUUUUCCAAAAGCCUGACAUGUCCAGAUGAGAUAGCAAAUCAGAAUGAAGAAAAAUCAUCAUUUUUUCAUAUAGAAGAUGAAAGAACAUGUAGUAAGCAGUUAAUAAAUAGAAGAAACUCUGAAAAUAGCCCCAGAAUCAUAAGCCCGGAAAUCCACCAAGAAAAUUCAUCAAGCUAUGUCUCAACAAACAAUACUUCUCCAGUUUGUAGGUACACAGACAGCUGUGCUAAGUGUGAUGCUUCAAAAAAUGAGUAUUUGAAAUAUGAAGGAAGUAUGCAGGGAAACCUCAGACCGUGUGAAUGUCAUUUGCUGAAGACUGAGGCAAGGCAAGUAGACUCUCAGGCCCACAGAACAACUGUCUUCCAUACUUGCACACCAAAGAACAAUGAAGUGACUUAUGUCAAGGUGAGCAACAGGAAAUAUCAACCAGCAUUGGAAAUAUCAACCAGCAGUAAGGAAAUCUCAGCAUUGUUCAAUGAUGAUCUGAUAGAUUUGACAGAUGUUCCAGCAAUUCAAAGGAAUGAUUACACCAACACAGUAAAGGAAGGUCAACCCAUGAGAAAUAGUUCCCCAAGUCAAGGGUGUUAUCACAGUCCUUACAGAUACCCAGUUGUUACUUUAGGGCCAGAUAACAGCACAGCACAGCAAGAUAAUGCUGAAAAGAUGAAAUGUCAGGGAUGCCCAUGUUCUUGUAAAGCUAUUAGUUUAGAGAAAACCACUGGCAUUUCAAUGUGCUCCAAGCCUUCCAGUCUGUGUGAUGUAACAUUGCCACCACAUGUCACAUCAUCUCCAGCAUCAGAAAAUGUCUUUGAUGCCAAACAGCACACAUCGCUUAUUCCUGAUAAAGUUAAGUCACAAAAAGGCUCCCUGCUGAAUUUUAAGAAUCUCUUCUCAGCUACGUUUCCAGCAAGAUUUAAGAGAGAGAGUGAUGAAAGGCAGGAGCAACUUCAGAAGGUGAAACAAUAUGAACUUGAAUUUCUUGAAGAAUUACUCAAGCCCAAAACCAAAGUUGACAUAUUAGCAGAAGAUUAUGUUUAUCGCAAAGGAUCUGGACAUUGCCCUUGUCAAAUCAAAAGUAGUCCAGUUGGGAAUAUUCCCGGUUUAUCCAGGGAACGACGUCGUAGCUGUGACUGUAAACGUCGAAGUUUGGCUUGUGACUCGAUGUGUUUUCAAUCAAUCCCCAGUACUCUAGAUUCACAAAGAGCAGAUCGAGGCAAAGGCGCUUUUGUUCACAAGCAGCCUAAAACCAACGUUGCCCCACCUGCACUAAAUAUCAGUACCAAACAAAAAGCAGCUCGUAGGCGGACCUCGAGUCUCGAGUCCAGCGAUAAUAGAUCUGAACAGCAGCCUGGUGUGCUUUGCAUGAUGGCACAUGGUGAUUGUCUGAAAGUGCCACAUGGCAAAAAAUUGGAGCGGCACCAUAGUGCCACCAACAUCGUCCCUGAGGCAGAAAUAAGUGAAAUAACUUCACAAGGUUCAGAGAACAGUACCUACAGUAUGGCUACAUCCAAGACAGAAGAAACUAAGAAAGAAAAAGGGAUAGAAUUUACGAGAAGAGGCCUUAAAAACCAGUGCCAGGAGCCAGCCCAGCUUGACGAUCCAUCUUGUGUACAAAUUUCCAACACAGACAAACAACAAAGAUCCCCGGCUAUUUUCUCUAUUCAGAGAGAAUUCAAACCAUCAAAGUCAGUGCCACUUCUGAAAGAGGACAUGGCCAGCAACAACCGAUGCUGUUCCUUUAAGUAUUGCUUUUAUUAUAGAAACUGUGAUGUUGCCGAUGACAGUAGUGAAAAGGACGAACUUUCAUAUUCAGUACCAAUGCAGCUUCUUCCUGACUUGAGGUCUGACAGUUCAGUGACACUCAGUGAAACGUUAGCUAAAACUGUUCAAACAUUAGACAGAAAUGUUUCCAAUGGUGAUGAUGACAAUGUACAGCAGGAAGCAAUGUCGAAUGAUAUGGGACUUGAUAACAGCUUAACAAGAAUAAAUGCUCUGCAGAAUAGUGUGUACACAUUACCUGAAGGCUUUAUUGCUGCUCAGAAAGACACUAGUGAACUGUUAUGCAUCUUAAGGCAAUGCACAGCAAAUCGUGGAAAUCAUGAUCCAAAACUUUACAUUUCACAUCUGGAUGAGUACAAACAGUCACUCACACUUAAGUUUAAAGAGCUGCGAACUGCAUGUAAAAGAGUGGCAGCAGUAGACAAAAGCCCAUCACGCAUGCUUUCAGCUAUCUCAACUAGCUUUCAAGUAUUAUGUGGCCUCAUUGAGGCUUUUGUGCACUUGGUUUAUAUUGUGCGGUCAGAAAGGCAAUGCAGAGAACUCCUCUCUAAAGUGGAAGAAGUGGUGAUCAAUUACACGUUUUUACUCCGAGCAGCAGAAGAAUCAUCAAGUAAGACAUCUGCUCAUCAUUUGUCAAAGCAGUCAACUUCUGUAACUACAGUAGUCAACACAUUUACUCGUUCAAUUAAAACAUUGAUGAACAAAUAACUUCAUGAAGCCAUGCACUCAAGCACCAUCUUUUGUGUACUACUUACCAAAAACUUUAAACAGACUCCAGUGUCCUGUGCUUGGUAGUCAUUUAUGUGAACAGUAUUUUAUCUGUUUCUCUCCUGCUUUGUUCCCACAUUAUCUGUUCUUGAAAUGCUAAAUGUAUGUGGUAAGUCUUUCUACUAAAUCAAACUAGAUCUGUAACUCCACCUUACCACUGUAUAGGGCAAAGCUGCCUUUCAUUUCUGAGUCCAACCCUUUCCUCAAUUCUUGUAUCAAAAUUGUUUAUUAUUCUCAGAUAUUUCUACAGUAGCAGAACCAUCCAAAUCCAGAUUCAGAAGAAUUAUUAGGAAGAGAACAUUUGGCAGGGUUGGAUGUAAGAAGAGUUGUUUAGACUGCCUAAAACUAUAAAAAGCUAAGAGACUAAGAGACGCCAUUUUUCCAACAGCUAUACUAUAGAAAAAUACCCAAAACAUAUGUACUGGCUGUAAGUUUGUUACUGAACUAAAACUAUUCUUGCAAUGAAAGAUUAUUAUUGAUAGAGAUCUGAAGCUUUAAUGAUAAUGCAACUGAAAGCAUGAAUUUUGAUAGGCCAAGUAACCAUAAGACACGUAUGUGUUGGUCUCAGGAGAGGACCCUUCAAAGGUAUUACUGUAUUUCAAAAGUAAGAUAUGGAAAGAAGCCACUGUGACCCUAUACCCCAUCAUUGAACCUUUAUUCAAGUGAGUUGUUGGUAUUGUAGCAGGUUGGUAGCUACUGUGAAUCUUCUUUUGUGCUACACGCUAGUAUUUAUUCAUUAUCUAGCUCAUUUGGAUAAGCGCAUCACUAAUCCAGACAUAAUUCAGUUCCUACCACAAUUCAUUUCAAUAACUCAUACUUCGUCCUUUUCAUUUUCCAUAUACUGAGAUCCAGUGGACACUUUUAAUUUACGCGCCUGCAGUGAAAACUAAUAUAUUAAAUCCUUUUUAUUCAUUCCUCGUGUAAAAUUGAGUUGAAGAUGUCCCUUUCCCACAGGAAAAGGUUAACUGAUUCAUCAAAAAUACUAAUUAUCGAGAUCAUUCGGAAAGUCAAUGGAAUAACAUUUGCCUCGGGUGGUAAUGCAAAAUGAGUAUUAUUGCGUUGAUUGCCUACCAUUAAGGUACAAAACAGGUACCCAUAUUCAGUCCCAUUAUAAUCAAUGGAAUUAAGUUUCAAGUCAUGCUUGUAAUAGCUGAUAUUUUGUGCUGCUGCCCAAGGUGUAGUGUCAGUCCUAAAAGUUCCUGGCUUGGUUUGGACUGAACUGCUGAAUAAAUAUAUUUUGGUACAAAGAUUUCUAACACAACAAUUUUAAUGUAUAAUUUUAAUGCAAUUAUGACAUUUCUUGGCAAGCUCUUCAUAGGGAAGAAAUCCUUCAUUGUUUGUUUUACACCCAUUGUACAGGAUCGUUGUAGGGUUUUUUUGUUUUUUUUUAAGAUAUUCAGAUGGAAGUAAUUUCUUCUACAUUUCUACUUUUAAAAUGGUUCCUUUAAAGUUCUCGUACUUUUUGGGCCUUCCCACAAUAAAUCUUUUUGUUGCCAUUGCAUUUUCUUUUUACCUUACAAUGUGAGAUAAUGAUGUAACAAAUCAAAAUCAGCUUUUUUUGCACUUGCAGUGAAUUCUGCUGAGUUAUACGAGGUCAGAAACGAAGUAGUUGAGGAUUUCCUGGCACUGAAGAAUCUAGAGAUCGUUGAACAAUGAUUUCUAAAUCUGGAAACACUUUAAAGUUUUUGUUGUUAUUCUUCCUUUAUAGUAUCUGACUUUUUUUCUUGCCAGAUUACCAGCCAAUUUUCAGACCUCGUUUUGCCAGUUUCUCAGGAAAAGAUAUGACAUUCCUCAUGAACGAGACUUCAAUUGUUUUGUUUUUAUCAAUAACAACAGAAGGCUUACUUCAAAAUUUCAUGUUUUAUAUUUUUAUACAGAUAGAGCAUUAUAUUGGCAAAAUGUUAGACUGUGACAAUGUUGUACAGGAGCUAUUGACCAAUGACGGGUCAUUGUGGACGCAUGAUAAAAUAUUUUCAUCAGUGAUAUGAAUGAGUGGGAAAACCAAAAUAGAUUAGUAAAGAUGUGGGUAACAAUGGAUGACAUUAGGUGUGCAGAAUAAUUUAGCAUGACAACCAACUUAGUUAUAAUUAAUUACAGAAACAGAUGCAGCUGCCAAAACAUUCUCAAUAACUAAAAAGCACCCAAUUAUCCCAAGCAAAUAACGACAGAAAACUCUUCUAAACCAAAAAUAAAAACUCAACUUCCAAUUUUUAACACAUUCUUACAUGCUAAUGUCACAAUGGAGGAUCGACCCCAUUGGAUAGAACAAAGGAAAUUCCAAUUCCCCAUUACAAGGGUGGGGUCUUUGCACCAUGUAUCACUGGACUAGCCUACAAAAGUGUUUUUUCCAAUUUGUUCUAGGCUGAAUGGGAUCAAGCAUUUCCAAUGCCAGCAGUAAAGAACCAUGCAUCCUUGUAUAUCAAUGAUCUGAUAUGUUUCUCGAUAGUGUACUUAUGGACAACCUAGGAUGUAUUCCUUGAUGAGAUAGGGUAUCUAUGAAGCAUAGUUUCAUGAGUUGUGUAAGAUUUACAUUGGCAGUCGGAUAUGCAAAGCGUAGAAUAUAAGUAAUCUAUUUAAUGCAUAUAUUAUUGUUAAGUAGACUUAACCUUUCAAGUUGUCUUGUCUUCAGUGUGUUUCUAUGUCUAGCAGAUGGCGUAGAUGUUAUGUUUAGCUGCCAUUUUCUGCUAUUCAUGAUAUUCUGUCAUUUCCCUGGUGAAAGAUCAUCAAAGUUCAAAACUAGGAAGCAUAUCUUACAUUCAUUUCUCCAUUUCAACAGCAUCAAUUGUGUGUAUAAGAGCAAUGCCAUGGUGCUGCCUUCCCAUCAUUUUGUUCUAUCUCAGCUCAAUGCAUUUUCAGUCCCUAAAUUCUUAGUUAUCGGUUCUUCUUGCCUUUGCUAAUGUAUCAAAAACAUUGAGCCCCAGAAAAUGUUGCAAUAUUUUGUUUAGCCCCAUUGCAAUAAUUUCCUUUUAAGAAAUAAGAUCCAUUUACAUUUACUCAGAAUGCAUCUUUAAGGGCUGUAUAUUUAUAUCAUGUCCUAUCCACAUCCUCUCUGUAAAUGACAAAUAGCACAGAGAACUUUAUUAAAUAAUAUUCAGAAACUAGGAUCUAACACUGCAACUCUCCAUUGCAUAAGAUAGGCAGCUGCAAAUAGCAGCUGAAGGCACUACUGUCAAUGGGAUUGUCAAUGUAAAAACAGUUUAUCUGCAAGUAUCAUAUAAAAAACAUGGAAAGUAUUUAAUUCUUAGGAAUCCAAUAAGGUUCCUGCACACCAAGUCUUGAAGGUUGGAGUGGCCCACAAAUUUCAAAGGGAUUGUCAAGUACCUAUGCUACUCGAAGCACAGGUUGGGCACCCAUUGGCCAACUGCGCAAGUUACUGUCAAGAACAGAUCACUGUGAGUGUUCGUCCUCAGUAAGAGGGAUAAUAUAAAAUGGUUUGAUAGUCAAACGUAUUCAGCAGAUUUAGAUGUUCAGUUUGCUUACAAAUAUUUUGUCCUCAUCUCUUAAGUGCAGAUUUAAUCUUUUGUUAAUUUCUAAUCUAUAUUGGUAAAGCAACUUAAACCGUACACUAUUAAGAGAUAUGUUUGCAUUGCAUAAUCUGAAAAGGAUUAAAGGAGAAAAGAUGCAAGAAAUUGAGUGAAAAUUUUAAACAAUUUGUCUUCAAAGAUUCUACAAGUACAUAAUUUGGUCUAAAACUUUCCUGAAUUAUUGAAUUUGCUAAUUAAUGGCACAAAUGGCAAUUCAGGAAAUGAUUUUUUAAAUAUUUUUCUUAACUAGAAGCAAAAUGUAUUAACUCAAACUGUGUACACUCCAAAGCAAAAAGUAAUUAACAACCUAAAAAUUAAAGAUAAUGCACCAAACAUUUUCCAUAAACAAGUGUAUUAAUUAACCGUCAAUAACAUACUAUAGUUCUAGCUCCAGGCUUCUAAUUACUAGUGCUGGAACACUGUCCCUAUAAGAGGGAUAAUUACAAGUUGGGCAUUGGUAAGAAUGAAUCUAAGGCUUUAGCAGCUAACCAACAAACUCCAAAUUAUCUAGAAACAACAUAGCCACAAAUUACAAUGAAGUGUUAAAUGAUUCAGAGCUAAAGUUCCAAUUCAGAAAUUAUUUUUAACAUACAAGUUGCUUCUCCCACCUUUUUUCUACUAACCAUAUGAGUAUAUACCUCUAUUUCAUUCCCCAUAUUGGCCUUACAGUACAUUCAGAAAGUAUUCAAACCCCUUCACUUUUUCCACAUUUUGUUAUGUUACAGCCUUAUUCUAAAAUGGACGAAAUUAUUUUUUUUAUCACCAUCAAUCUAAACACAAUACCCCAUAAUAAAAAAGCAAAACAGGUGUUUAGAAAUUUUGCAAAGUAGUCAAAAAGAAAUAAUUGAAAUAUCACGUGAAAUUAUUGUGACUAUUGGUGAAAGAUCAUAAUAUAAUAAAAAUCAAGUAACCAAGAAAAAUAAUUAAAUCAAGUAAAGGAUGGUUUAGAUUUUAGGGUUUGCUUCUAACUAUUUAAAUUAUACAGUUUUUUAUAAUUUCUAAAUGUACUAUGAACUAACAUAAAGGGUGGCUGCUAUUUAUCAGUGUUUUCUUAUUUCUCUUUGUGGGCCUCACUGGAAAUACAAUCAAAUUUUCUCCUCUUGUACCCUUGGUGCUAGUGAUGAACCACAGAGUAUCUGGGCCAUGGAAAUUACUCCUGAUCAAUUUCCACUGAGCAGCAGAAUUGUUCUUUUGUAUCAGAGACACUCCCAAGUCACAGAAGGAUUCUGAGAGCCGCCCGUAAGUUAAAAUUUCCCUAAGCCAGAAUUGCUGUCAGCUGAAAUUGCAGAAGUUACUCUAAUAGGUUAGUACAGAUCUUAGAUAAUUUUAGAUUUUACUUUGAACUUAAUAAGUAAGUUUAUUGGCCAAGUAUUCACAUACAAGGAAUUUGCCUUGGUGCUCCGCCCACAAGUAACAACAUGACAUACAGUGACAUUUACGAAUGACUCAGAAAACACUAAACAUUAAUAAUAAUAAAACAUUAAUGAUAAAUCACCAUUGAUCAAGCAUGUGAACCAACAAAAUACCAGAUCAAAGGGAGGCUACAGAUUUUUGGCUUUUGAGUAGAGCAACAGUCCGGAGUCGCCUUCCAGAGGGAAGUGAU
This is a messenger RNA of Leucoraja erinaceus (little skate), 15997 nucleotides long. It is a transcript of the gene frmpd3, whose product is annotated as FERM and PDZ domain containing 3. Gene Ontology annotation, molecular function: protein binding. Gene Ontology annotation, biological process: signal transduction. The record is from RefSeq and is a predicted model, not a curated record. The transcript has 14 exons. NCBI's taxonomy places the organism in Eukaryota, Metazoa, Chordata, Chondrichthyes, Rajiformes, Rajidae. Gene Ontology annotation, cellular component: cytoskeleton.